Molecule: messenger RNA, 939 nt
Organism: Sphenostylis stenocarpa
Lineage: Eukaryota; Viridiplantae; Streptophyta; Magnoliopsida; Fabales; Fabaceae
Source: the annotation of a GenBank genome assembly
AUGGAUCGAAUCCAGCACAAGUUCGUGAAGGGUUGCGAUGAUCUCAAUCUUCACGUCGCUGAAAUCGGAACCGGUCAAAACGCUGUCGUAUUCUUGCACGGUUUCCCUGAGAUAUGGUACUCGUGGCGGCACCAGAUGAUAGCCCUUGCCGAUGCCGGAUUCAGAGCCCUCUCCUUCGAUUACAGAGGCUAUGGUCUCUCCGAUCCCCCACCGCAACCUCAUAAGGCCACUUGGUCCGAUAUUCUCAACGACCUCCUUCAUCUUCUUCAUGCCCUUGCUCUUCCCAAGGUGUUUCUUGUUGGAAAAGAUUUUGGUACUCGUCCUGCAUAUCUGUUUUCCAUUCUACAUCCUGAAAUGGUCUUGGGAGUUGUCACGUUGGGAGUUCCCUAUGUUCCCCCUGGCCCCUCUCUCUAUCACAAAGUCCUUCCUGAAGGCUUCUACAUUUUGAGAUGGAAGGAACCUGGAAGGGCAGAAGCUGAUUUUGGACGCUUUGAUGUAAAGACUGUUGUGCGUAAUAUUUACAUCCUCUUCUCAAGAAGUGAAUUACCGAUAGCUAAUGAAAACCAAGAGAUCAUGGAUUUGGUGGAACCUGAUACUCCUCUUCCCUCUUGGUUCACAGAGGAAGAUCUUGCUGCAUACGGGGCCUUGUAUGAGAAAUCUGGAUUCCAAAAUGCAUUGCAGGUCCCAUAUAGGUCAUUUGGUGAAGUGUUUAACUUAACAGAUACUGUGGUUAGAGUGCCGGCACUUGUGAUAAUGGGUGGCAAGGAUUAUAUUCUGAAGUUUCCAGGGAUUGAGGAUUUAACAAAGGGUGAAAAAGCAAAAGAGCAUGUUCCCAAUUUGGAGGUUACAUUUAUACCUGAGGGAACUCAUUUUGUUCAAGAACAAUUUCCUGAGCGGGUGAAUCGGCUCAUUCUGGAUUUCCUUGCCAAGCAUACUUGA